CAUGACUUCAUGUAUAGACGAUCUUUGAUCCCUGCAGCUACAGACAUGGCGAACGCCGCGACUAAACGUGAAGCUAUCUGUGCUGAAAGUGGUAUUUCUCUGGAGGCGAAGAGGGCUAAAAACGACCACGAGAAGGGACCGGAGGAUGGGAAAGAAUCUCCGAGUGAAAAAAUCCUGGAUGGGUUUAAGACAUCGAGCGUGUUAAGUGAUUCUGCGCGGGAGAAAAUCAUGUUUAUACACGGAAAGAUUGCAGAUCAGGAUGCUGUGGUGAUCCUGGAAAAGACUCCUUUCAGAGAGGAGACACUGACUGAGCUCCUCAGUGAUUCCACCCUGAAGCUGGAGAUGAAGAACGACAUCUACAACAGCUAUCGGCUCCAGGCCCCUCCUCACCUCAAUGAGAUUAAGACCACAGUGGUGUACCCUGCCACAGAGAAGCACAUAAAGAGACACCAGAGACAGGAGAGUUUCCUGGUGGAGGAGACGGGGGAAGACUAUCGGUCCAUCACCCUGCCGUAUAUCGAGAAGCAGAGCUUCAGCCUCCAGUGGGUUUACAAUAUCCUGGAGAAGAAGGCGGAGGCUCAGAGGAUCAUUUUUGAAGAUCCCGACACAGAGACUGGUUUCGUCCUACUUCCUGAUUUAAAGUGGGAUCAAAAACAGGUUGAUGACUUGUACCUGAUCGCGAUAUCCCUUCAGAGAGGCAUCAAGAGUCUUCGAGACCUGAGCUCAGAGCAUCUGCCACUGCUGCAGAACAUCCUCCAGAAGGGCCAGGACGCCAUUAAGCAGCGCUUCGACCUUCCGGCCAGCAAGCUGAGAGUCUACCUGCACUACCAGCCCUCGUACUACCACCUGCACGUCCACUUCACCAAGCUGGGCUACGAGGCGCCGGGCUGCGGCGUGGAGCGCGCCCACCUCCUGUCGGACGUCAUCCAAAACCUCAAGUCCGACCCGCAAUUCUACCAAACCCGGACGCUGCACUUCCCCCUCAGGGCAGACGACGGGCUGCUCGCCAAGUUCAGGGAGGCGGAGAGGCUGUAGAGGCCAAGAUCUCCAUCCAGGAAUUCGUUUCCCAGUGCGGUGUUUUUUUUUUUAAUGUAAAAAAGCAGAAGUUGUUGGAUGCAUUUCACACCUGAGCUGCUUUUUUCUUUUUCUUUUUUUUAAAUGAAUGUUUGUCUUUUUUAGUCAUGUUUGCGUUAUUACUGUAGUGGAGUUCAUGUGGAGACCAAACGCUAAUGUACUCUUUAACCCUUCUGUUUCUGUUUUUGAUAAAUUUGUCAGGUUUUGCUUGACAAAACAUUGAGGACCCAAAGAAAAGUUUUGUUUUUCUACAAACCAUGGAUUCAGAAACCACUUAUAGACUAAACAUUUAUCUUUAAGAGCAUUUUAAAACCAGUUCAUGCUUGCGAUUGUCUGUAAAAUCUUAAUUAGGCAGCUUUUGAUAUUAAUGAGGUUUUCUAUUGUGUUCUCGAACAUUUUUACUUGUUUUGAACGGGUGAAGCUCUUUAGAGCAAAACUCCUGCACAGACUGUAGUUUUCUAAAAAUAAAAAAGCAAUAGCAAAAUUGUGUCCCAUUUAAACCUGGAUAAGGUGGAGUUUUACGUUUCCAACACUAGGUGGCGGUGUUGCGUCUUAAAAUCAAAUCCUGAGAUUGACUAAAAAUCUGAAAAAUGUUUGAGUUUUUCUCAGGUCAUGAGCCAGGAGUUUGUUGGAUAUGUUUUCCUCUUUAUUAAGACUAUCAAUUUCAGAUAAUGUCAAUCAGCUGUUGAUAGUUUUAUUGCAGGCGUAACACUUGUUAUAUAUGGAGAGUAUAAAAAUUAAAGUCCUUUACUUUUAAUUUUCAUCAAGGAAACGGUAUACCGUG
Molecule: messenger RNA, 1858 nt
Organism: Menidia menidia (Atlantic silverside)
Lineage: Eukaryota; Metazoa; Chordata; Actinopteri; Atheriniformes; Atherinopsidae
Source: the annotation of a GenBank genome assembly